This is a messenger RNA of Dendroctonus ponderosae (mountain pine beetle), 2351 nucleotides long. RefSeq names its product juvenile hormone esterase. The record is from RefSeq and is a predicted model, not a curated record. The coding region runs from base 275 to 1972 and encodes 565 amino acids. Lineage: Eukaryota; Metazoa; Arthropoda; Insecta; Coleoptera; Curculionidae. The transcript has 10 exons.
CAUUCUUCGCCCAAAAACCGACGUCACCGGAAACGUUCUGAUUCUUCCAUUUCGAAUAACCGCGAAAUGGAACUACCUUAUUGAAAACGACGCUAAACCCUUCCAAACCCGAAAUAAUCGACAAUUCUGCACUCAUCUUGAACAUAAGUGUUUUGUCUUUUCUAAAUCAUGUGUGUUCUAAUCUUGAAAGGAAGUAGAUAACAUUUCUCCUGCAUAAACAACCGAAAGUCAGUCAGUAUUAGCACUAGUUCAGCAGCAACCAGCGAUCUUCAAAAUGAGCAUCUGGAUAAUCGCACUUUUCCUAUCAGUGCUUCAACUGGCUGUGAGUGAAGAUCUGCUGGUUCCGACUAGCAAUGGCCUGAUCAAGGGCCGAGUUGAACUCACCGAAUUCACCAACCGAACCUAUUUUGCUUUUUACGGGGUGCGAUACGCACAACCGCCGGUUGGAAGUCUUCGCUUUCAGGCCCCCGUCCCAGCGGAGCCUUGGAGCGACACAUACGAUGCAACGUACGAAAAAAACUACUGCUUCCAAGUGACGACUGAUUCAGAAGGCGAAAAUGAGGAUUGCUUGUUCUUGAAUGUCUUCUCAUCCAAAAAGCCUGAACAAGGCUCCUUGGUGCCAGUGAUGUUCUUCGUGCAUGGAGGAGGGUUCAAGGAAGGCUCCGGCCUGGUAAAUGCGGGAUAUGGCCCGGAAUUUUUCAUGGAUUACAACGUGGUGCUGGUGUCCAUCAACUACCGCCUAGGGCCUUUUGGUUUUCUUGCAACCAGCGACGGAAUAAUCCCGGGCAAUGCUGGCCUGAAGGACGUCCAUCAAGCUCUGCAGUGGGUCCAUGAAAACAUCGAAUUCUUCGGCGGCGAUCCGGAAAAAGUGACCAUUUUCGGAAACAGCGCUGGAUCGGCGUGCGUCUCCUACCAGCUCCUGCAUCCUCAAUCUCAAGGCCUAUUUAGGGCGGCCAUUCUACAGAGUGGCACCGCCCUCAAUCCCUGGGCCUACCAGCGGGACCAGGAGUGGAUUAGCUUCAGAACCGCUGCUUAUAUGAACGAAAAGUUCAAUUCCUCUGAGCAGCUAAACUCCUCAGAGCUGCUGGAGUUUCUACUCGGAGCUGACGCCAGGGACAUUGACGCUGCCUCCAAGUCGCUCUCCAAUACUGAAAGUACUGCAAACCUGCAAAUUCAGCAAGGAUUCUACUAUGGGCCCGUGAUAGAAAGGCACGAGAACAGCCCGUUUUUAACCACCUUGCCCUAUGAGGGUUUGAAGAAUGGCGAUUACCUUCAAGUGCCCAUCAUGAUCGGCACUACUGCUGAAGAAGGCCUCUCUAUGUUAACAGACUAUUUCCACUGGACACUAGCUGAUUACGACAGCAACUUAAAGCUCCUGGUGCCCGCCGGUUUGCACAUUUCAGACGAAAACCUGCAGGCUGAAGUGGGCGCGUUGAUUAAACAGGAAUACACACCAGACGCGCAGUUUCAGGACAACAUUUUAGCAGGAAUUCAGUUUCACUCGGAUCAGGACUUUAGCAAGUCGCUAAUCAAAGACGCAAAACUGCAGUCUUCCAGAGCACCAGUUUACUUUUACGAGUUUACCUAUCAUGGAGCCAUGGGCGACUUUCCGCAAGAACUAAUGGGGGCCGGCAAUGUGAGUCACGGCGAAGACCAAAACUACAUCUUCAACAGGGUGAUGUGGUACAGCCAAUUGAAUAACGCUGAUCUAAGCCAAUUCAGCGAGCAGGACCAAACAGUCCACUACCGAUACUUGAAGCUGCUGGUAAACUUCGCCACUUAUCUGGACCCCACACCUGAGGAUGACGAUUUGUUACAAAACAUCCAUUGGCCAGUGGUUCAAGCUGAUAAUUUCCAGUAUUUGGAAAUAGGAACGAAUCUGUCGGUCGGGAAGAACCCUAAAGGCGACAGGCAGCUGUUUUGGGAGCACAUUUUCACUACUUACGGUCUGGAGCCUUUCGAAACGUUUUGAGAGCCGAAGUAAAACUUGAAAGCGAAAAAUAUAACAAUUUUAUUUGAAUUGCGUGAUAUAAACAUUAAGUAUAUAAAUACAAUAUUAAUGUGUGGGAAUAAUCUAGUCUUAGUCUAGACAGGCAAGAUCGAUCAGAAAACAAUUAGUAACGUACAAAAAGUUUCAUAGUUAUAAAAAAUAGAAUAAAAUAAAUAGGCGCGAUAAAAUAUAUAUAUAUAUAUACACUGAGCGUUAGUAGUAAAACCUAACGAUCUUUAUAAACAGAAAGAAAAAAUCAAAAACAAUAUACAUUUGUACUGUAAUUUAAUAAUCAACUUGUACAGUCACCUAGUAUAAAUAUUAUUAUAAAAAGCAUAAAAUAAAAUAAAAUAAUUAGAUG